AUGUACUGGAUGAGUGGAGAUUGGAUUCCACUUGAUCUGCCAGGCAGAAUCAGGGCGCUGAAUCCUGCUAGUGAAGUUAUUAGUUUGGGUGGAGCGACAGAAGGUUCUAUCUGGUCUGUUUAUUUCCCGAUAGGUGAGGUUGAUACCUUCCUGGAAAGUAUUCCUUAUGGUUAUCCGCUCGGAAAUCAGGAAAUGUAUGUGCUGGAUGCUAAUCUUUCUCCUUGCCCGGUCAAUGUGCCCGGAGAUAUUUAUAUCGGAGGAAUUGGGGUAGCUCAAGGGUAUCACAAUGAUCCGCAGAAAACUGCGGCUGGUUUUAUGCGGCAUCCGGGGCUGGGGAAACAGCUUUACCGGACUGGUGAUAUGGGCUGUCAGCAUCCUGAUGGUUUUAUGAUGUUCCUUGGCAGACAAGAUGGGCAGGUAAAGAUUAAUGGAUUCAGAGUAGAGCUGGGAGAAAUAGAAACUGUUUUAAAAUUGUCUCCACUGGUUAAGCAAGGUAUUGUGCUGACUGUAGAAGAUGAUUGCCGUAAUAAGCGGUUGGUAGCUUAUGUAGUGGUUCAUGAGGUCUUCGCUAAAGAAGAAUUGCAAAAGCAUCUGAGCGCUCAUUUACCAGCUUACAUGGUGCCUUCGGUUUUUGUGGAAAUAGACCGGAUCCCUUUGUCUUCUAAUGGAAAAGUAGAUAGAAAAGCUUUACCCGAUCCAGCUAUGAAUGUUGUUGCCCAAAUAGAUUUUAUAGCACCAGGUGAUGCAAUGGAAGUUGAACUGGCUGCGAUCUGGUCAAAGUUAUUGAAAACAGAGCGGGUUGGUAUUCAUGAUAAUUUCUUUGAUGCAGGAGGAAACUCCUUAACCAUGAUCCAGCUGACACAUAAAAUUAAUACGGCAUUCGGAAAAGAUAUCCAGUUAAUCCAUCUGAUGAAAAGCCCGACGAUUGCGGAAAUCAAGGUUCUGAUCAAUGCGUAUGAAGAUGCGCAGGAUGCUGCUGUUUUAACUUUAAGAGAAGGAUUAGCAGAAGAAGCAGCCUUCAUUAUUCCAGGGGCACUGGGUUCAACAGAAGGAUAUUUUGGCCUCGCUGGUCAUUUGCCUGGAGAAGGUGCUGUAUAUGGUUUGCAGAUGAAAGGAAUUGCCGGAAAUGAAAUACCGAAUACAAGUAUCGAAGCCAUGGCUGCGUAUAACCUGGAACAGAUCAAACAGACUGGUGUAAUAGGUGGAAUUACCUUAUUAGCGCAUAGUUAUGGUGGUAUUGUAAUUUAUGAAAUGAUCAAACAGGCGGAGGGUACUGGAGUAGAGAUCGAGAAAGUUAUUUUACUGGAUUGUUUUGCAGAUCCGCUUUCCUCUUUCUAUACCGUACAGGAGGCCGAUAAACUGGGUACUUAUUUCAGGUCGUUGAUUAAGUUCAGCCAGCCAUGGCUGGACGAAAAGGCAGUAAACAAUUUAGUUGGUCAGUUGCCUGCGGAGAACUACAUGACCUUUAUUUGUGAAAUUGUCCAUACGCUUCCUGCAAAAACUAUAGGGAAAAUGUGGGAGGUCUUCCGUGCAGCAAUCUCAGCUGUCUACAGCAUGGAUGAGCAAUUAAACCAGACGGUCAAUUUCAUACAAGCGGAUAAUUCAAAAUUAGAAGGAGAAGACUGGGGGGAUGCGGGUGCUGCAGCUGGCUGGGAUAAUUAUUUCAGUGAUGUACAGCUUAUUUACUCGCAGGCCAAUCACUUUACCAUGGUGAAUGCCCCUUAUUGUACAGAAUGGUUAACAAAAAUGAACAUGGAACAGAAUAUAAAACAAACUUUAUAGCAGAUAUGAAAGUAGUUAUGUUUCCCGGACAGGGAUCGCAAUACAAAGGAAUGGGAAAGGCCUUUUUUGAUACAUUUAAACAGGAAACUAUACGCGCAUCUGACAUAUUGGGAUACGAUCUGGAAGAAUUAUGUAUUAAAGAUCCUGAGCGUCAGCUGGGGAAAACAGCCUUUACACAACCAGCGCUUUAUGUAGUGAAUGCGUUUACUUAUUAUGCAAGUCAGCCAAGGAUCAAGCCUGAUUAUUUUAUUGGCCAUAGCCUGGGUGAGUACAAUGCUUUACUGGCCGCAGAGGCAUUUAGUUUUGAAACGGGGUUGAGGUUGGUUCAAAAAAGAGGCGCAUUGAUGGCUGCUGCAUCAGGUGGUGGAAUGGCUGCGGUAUUGGGCCAUAAAGUAGAAGCUGUACAGCAAAUGUUAGACGAGGGCGGUUAUAACGAUAUUGAUAUUGCCAAUAUCAAUACGCCCACUCAGAUUGUGAUUGCUGGCCCGCAAGAUGCGAUCAACAGAAUUGUCCAGGAAUUUGAAGGCAGGAAGAUUAAGAUCUUUCCACUUUUUGUAAGUGCUCCUUUCCAUUCCAGGUAUAUGAAACCGGCGGCAGUCGAGUUUGAAGAGUUUUUAAAGGGUUUUAGUUUUUCUGCGCUACAGACUCCCGUGAUUGCCAAUGUUACGGCAAAAGCUUAUCAGGAUAACCAGGUAACUGAUUUACUGGCUAAACAGAUUGAAAGUUCUGUGCAGUGGACAGAUACGAUCCGUACGCUGAUGGGAAAAGGUGUGAAGGAGUAUGAAGAGACUGGCAGCGUUAUUCUGACUAAAAUGGUCAAUGAAAUUAAGGAGAAUUGUACGCCGAUACUGGAGGAAAAGAGGGUUGUAGUGGAAAGAGAAGUUAUGGUGGAAAAGGAAGUUAUAGAGGAAAAGGUGGUUGCCGAAGAAAAAGGAGCAGUCGGAGAAAACUCCCAUGCCAACGGUUCGUCUGUCAGAGUCAAUGGCAGGCAGAUCGGCAAAACCUGCUUAUCCACCCGCCUGGGCAGUCAGGCGUUCCGUAAAGAUUAUGGACUGAAAUACGCUUAUGUUGCGGGGGCAAUGUAUAGAGGGAUUGCUUCCCGUCAGCUUGUCGUUAAGUUGGCAAAAGCAGGGAUGCUUGGUUUUCUGGGAACCGGGGGAAUGUCAUUAGCCGAAAUGGAACAGAACAUUAUACAGAUUCAGCAAGAGUUAACUCAUGGGGAAGCUUAUGGUGUUAAUUUUUUGCAUAACCUGAAUGAUCCGGCAUUUGAAAUGAAGGUUGCUGAACUUUUCCUCCGUUACGGCGUGACCAAUAUUGAGGCCUCUGCUUAUAUGCAAAUGAUGCCGGCAUUGGUUUAUUACAGGUUGAAAGGUUUAGCAAAAGGGGCUGAUGGCGCAGUGAUCUGCAAACAUAAAAUCAUAGCUAAAGUAUCCAGACCAGAAGUAGCGGAGGUUUUUAUGCGGCCCGCACCAGAAAAGAUGGUGAAACGUUUGUUAGAAGAUGGGUUGAUUAGUGUUGAGCAGGCUGAACUUUCCAGUUUAGUGCCCAUGAGUUAUGAUAUUUGUGUGGAAGCAGAUUCUGGCGGGCAUACAGACCGUGGAAUUGCUAUGGUCUUAUUGCCUUCCAUUCAACGUUUGAGAACAGAUAUCACAGCCGGGUACGCUUAUGGCCAAACUAUCCGUAUCGGGCUGGCUGGUGGUAUUGGUACGCCGCAAGCUGCAACCUGCGCUUAUGUAAUGGGAGCAGAUUUCAUACUUACAGGGUCUAUUAAUCAAUGUACUGUAGAAGCAGGAACCAGUGAUGCUGUAAAAGAUCUUUUGCAGGACAUUAAUGUUCAGGAUACGGAUUAUGCUCCAGCGGGUGAUAUGUUUGAGAUUGGAGCAAAAGUACAAGUGUUGCGCAAAGGCGUAUUGUUUGCAGCCAGAGCUAAUAAACUUUAUGCUUUAUAUAACCAGUAUAAUGGAUUGGAUGACAUUCCUGAAAAGACCCUGAUUCAGCUGGAGAAGACUUAUUUUGGUAAAACAAUAGCUGAAAUAUGGGACGAGGUGAGGGUUUACUGUAAGGCAAUAGGUGCAGAAGCUGAAAUUGUUAAGGCGGAACAGAAUCCCAAAAAUAAAAUGGCUUUGGUAUUCCGCUGGUAUUUUGGCUAUACGAAUAAACUUGCAUUUGAAGGAAACAUAGAAAAUAAAACUAAUUUCCAAAUACAUACCGGUUCUGCACUGGGUGCAUUUAAUCAAUGGGUAAAAGGUACCCAGCAGGAAAGCUGGAAAAAGCGUCAUGUAGAUGAAAUAGGGAUUAGUAUUAUGGUUGGCGCUGCGAAAUUAUUAGAGGAUGCUGCUUUAAUGGUGAACAACUAAAUGAUUGAACGUGGUUUAAAGCCUGUAGUAUUAUUGUUUUCCGGACAGGGAAGUCAUUACAGGGGCAUGGGCAGGGCGUUGUUUGAACAGCACCCGAAAUUCAAAAGCAGUCUGGAAAAGAUGGAUGAAGUAGUACAACAGCAAUUAAACCGCUCACUGAUUGAUGAACUUUAUAUAAAAAAUGAAGAGCCUUUUGAAGAGCUGCUGAUUACGCACCCGGCAAUUGUUGCUGUUGAAAUUGCUUUAUAUGAGGUGAUUAUAGCUAUGGGGAUCAAACCGGAUUUUGUCUGGUAA
Messenger RNA from Tuber aestivum (summer truffle), 4433 nucleotides. The record is from the annotation of a GenBank genome assembly. NCBI's taxonomy places the organism in Eukaryota, Fungi, Ascomycota, Pezizomycetes, Pezizales, Tuberaceae.